UGCGGUUCGGAGUCCGCGCCUAGUCGUGUGUGGUUGCGUGUGGCCCACUUAAAAAACGGCCACCGUUCGUAUUAUAGUCAAUCUUUGUACAGUAUAUUGAAAUCUUGUGCUAAUACAUUAAGUAACACUUUCAACAAAACUAUAAACUUACGAAGAUUGCAUGAAUUUUUGGAGCGUCUCAUCCGUGUCUCACCGAAGAUGAUCGCACGCGCGCAUACGUACGAAUAAAUGAAUCGCGUGGUCGUGUCAUUAUUGUACAUGAACUUGUAUUUAUAGUAUAUAAAAAGCGAGAUAUAUGCAAAUUUUAAUUAAUUGUUAAUACCCCGUAUAAAUUUAGGCCUACUUGAACGCAUUGAGUCGGGAUGAUCAUAUGUUAUGCCGCGCGCUCCGAAUUGAAUAAUUUAAAAUCAGUGUAUGUAGUGAUCUUUUGGCGGUGACGGAAGGGAUGCAAAGGAAUCAAGGAUUCAAAAAUAAGGACUUCGCAUAUGCACAUAAUGGAGGAGAUUUUAGUCGACGAUGUGAGUGAUAAGUGCGCGACGGAGACACCUGCCGCCGUAGUAAGUAGUUGUAGUAGUAGCAGUGCCGCCUCUGCCUCUACCAUCGCCGCCGCAGCCGCCGCCGCCACCGCCGUGGACGAUCCGUCGAGCCGCGUGAUGUCAAUGUUGUACAUUCAGCAAGGAAAGCUGCACGCGAAUCAAGUUAACAACAAUAACGCGAGUCAGCCGCUCGUUCACGUCGUCAAUAAAUCUCAGAUCGCCGCCUUCAAUCAGAUUGUACUUCAAAGUCUUAGCCAGGUUAAUCAGACUCAAAUACCACAACCUAUUACUAUUCGUAGACAGGUCAAUAGUGGUUUGAGCUCUCCAUCUGCAACUCAGACACAGAAGCACAUUUUGGUUCGGAAAUCUAAUGCAUCUGGUGCCCAGAUAAUGCCACUCGGUACUUCACAAGAUAGUCAGGCUCAUACACAGGCAGGAGGAAAGUCUGGAAUAGCUUAUCUUGGAACAAUUAUUAAGCCGAAACCUAGAGAAUCUGUUGUUAUACCUGCAGGCCCAGUGAAUACAACUCAAAUUCCAAAACCAAAAUUAGUAAUUGCACCAGUUAUUUCACAUGUCGCUCAGACAAGUAGUACAUCCAAUAAUUUACAAAAGCAAUCUUCCAAACAUAUGACUAACCUCUUGUUGCCUGUGAGUAUUCCACAACAGAGUGCUUCUACAACCAAACAAAGCCUCAAUUUUAAACCAAACUUUAAUUUUAAAUUUAACAACGGACAAAUCAACACUGAUGCUAAAAGCACAAUAACAGUUUUAAGAGAAUCAAAGACAUCAAAUUCAGCAACAAAUCCACCACCACUACAUCCUAUAGCAAAAAUGAGUUUGUUAAAUGUACCAAAAAACAGUAGUAAUUCUGCAGAUAGCAUUAAAAUAACCGAGAAUCCCGAUUCAGCAGUGAUCACCCCAAUUCCAAAGAAAGACGAUAGUAACCUUCCAGAGAAACGAAAAAAAACUAUAAGCAAUAUUUUACGAGGUUCAGGAGAAAAGCGAUUAAAAAAACAGAGUUUUUCAAAAUCUUCACAAGAAUCUAGUGUGGUCGAAUUACUGGGCUAUACUUUAAAUAGUCCAGAAUCUGAACAUGAAAAAGAUAAAAAAAAAGAUAAAGAAAGCGACGAUGAUAUUACAUUAAUAAAAGUUGUUGCUAGUGAGGAAAAAAAAAUUAAACGUCCCGUAUUACCAGAUGAUAUUAAAAUAGAGGUCAUUAAAGGAUCAAAUAGAAAAGAAAUUGAAGUAAUAGAGAAAGCUGAAAAAAUAAAUGGUAAACCGAAUAAUGAGGAAAUAAAGGAGCAAAAUCUUACACAUCAAAAUGAUUCCAAUUUUGAUGCAACUAAAGUUUUGGACUGGAAAGAUGGUGUUGGUUCAUUACCUGGCAGCACAUUAAAGUUUUGCAUGAAUGAGUUUGGUUUAAUGGAAGUUGUAGAUGAAGAUGAAAAUAAACAGGAUAAAGACGGAAAUAUUGGUGAUAAAGAAAACGUAUGCUUUACCCAAAAUUCUUCUAAGUCUAGUACUCCAACAAUAAUUAAUGAAAAGAAACCAGAAGAUAAAAAAACGCGAACUGUUUCAGCAGAUACAUUUUAUUGUUGUGAUGGCUGUGGUUGUCAUGGACUAGCUUCAGAAUUUGAAAGUCCAAAUUCUUGCAGUCCAUCAUGUACAGAAUAUAUUGAAGCAAUGAAACAGCAAAAAUUACGAAAAGAGAAAGAAAUAAAUAAAGAGAUGCGAGCUAAAAAGAAACGCAAAAAAAUGCUUCAAGAACAACAAGCAAAAGAUCGAGAUAAAAAUAAAGAUACAAAUUCGAAAUCAAAUGAUUUUGAUGAUAAAUCAAAAGAUAGUGAGGAUAAGUUUGACAAAUUACAAGAUAGAGUAAAAUCUGAAACUGAUGAAGAUACAAAGGACACGAAUAUUACUAUAAUGGAUGAAGAAAGUCAAGGAGAAUCUGAAUCUAAACAAUAUCCAUGGCAAACUGGGAAACUUGGAUUUUCAUGGUCAAAAUAUCUUGAGCACACUAAAACUAAAGCAGCACCAGUUAAAUUAUUUAAGGAUGCUUUUCCAUACAGUAAAAAUAAUUUCAAAGUAGGUAUGAAAUUAGAAGGUAUUGAUCCAAAUCAUCCCUCCCACUAUUGUGUCUUAACAGUUGCAGAAGUUGUUGGUUACCGAAUAAGAUUACAUUUUGAUGGUUAUCCGGAAAACUUUGAUUUUUGGGUAAAUUCUGAUAGUAUGGAUAUUUUUCCUGUUGGAUGGGCUGAGAAGAAUGGACAUAAAUUACAACCUCCUAAGGGAUAUGUGCAAAACAAUUUUAGUUGGAAUGCUUAUCUUAAAAUUUGUAAGGCUACAGCUGUACCAAAGACUCUUUUUUCAAACAAAAAUUCUAUGCUUCCUACUGGCUUUCGUGUUGGUAUGAAACUUGAGGCUGUUGAUCGUAAGCAUUCAUCCUUAGUAUGUGUAGCAAGUGUAUCAGAUGUGAUGGAUUCAAGAAUACUUGUACAUUUUGAUUCUUGGGAUGAUGUAUAUGAUUACUGGGCUGAUGUUAGUUCUCCUUAUAUACAUCCAAUUGGGUGGUGCCAUCAUAAUGGCCGUAGCUUAACGCCACCAAAUUGUAAGAGUUCAACAUUAAUUAGAUAUAAGGAAAUAUGUCAAAAUUAUAAAGAUCCCAAAUCUUUUUCAUGGGAUGCAUAUUUACGUGGUACUCAGUCCGUUGCCGCACCCGCAAGAGCUUUUAAACAACGACCACCAUGCGGAUUCAAACGAGGAAUGAAACUAGAAGUAGUUGAUAAGCGAUUACCACAAUUAAUUCGGGUGGCAACUGUAGAAGAUGUAAAAGAUCAUAUGUUAAAAAUCAGAUUUGAUGGAUGGCCAGAAAAUCACGCAUAUUGGGUUGACGACGAUUCGACAGACAUUCAUCCAAUGGGAUGGUGUUCAAAAACUGGGCACCCAUUGGAACCUCCAAUAACUCAAGAUAAUUUAAAUGAUCGUGCUGAAUGUGGAACUUUUGGUUGUCGAGGUAUUGGACAUGUAAAAGGACCAAAAUUUGCGACACAUAAUUCUGCAUCGGGAUGCCCAUAUUCAACACAAAAUUUGAAUAAGAUUAAAACUAUUACAGAUAGACUAAGUUUAAAACAUGAAGUGAAUGAUUUUGAUGAGGAUUUUGCAGUAGACAAACCAAAAUAUGAAAAAUCUGAAAAAAUAAAAAUGGAACGAUCGGAAAAACGAAUUUCAUCUUUUGAAGACAAAUCGAUAAAAAUUGAAAAUAUUAAACAAGAAGAUGGAGAUUCGUCUGAUAAAAAUGAACGAUUAGAUAACUCUGAAAGACUUAGUAAUAAGUGGCGAAAUAAUAGUGACGGCCAAACGGAUGAUGAUGAGAUCAUUAAAAAACGAAAAAAGCGAAAACUUGUUAACGAAGAAUCAAGUCUUCUGUCGAUGCUGAAUUCAAACCAUGAUACUUCAGCAACGCAAUUGCCUUAUGCUUCAAACAUACCCGAUAAACAAUUACGAAUGGAACUUUAUCAUUCCGUUUAUAAUCCAGGAUAUAAUCCUUUGCCAGAUGCACCUCAUAUUUGGGCAAAACACAGCAAUGCUUUGAACAGAGUAGUAGCAAAGCAAAAUACAAAUCCUCGUCGUUGGUCUAACGAAGAAGUCAUUAAAUUUAUUCAAAGUAUACCAAAUUGUAAAGAAAUUGGAAGUAUUUUUAGAAAACACAAUAUUGAUGGCGAAGCAUUUUUAAUGUUGACACAAGAAGAUUUGGUGUCAUUACUUAGUUUAAGACUUGGUCCAGCAAUAAAACUGUAUAAUAGUAUUGUUUUAUUACGAAAAAGGGCAACGUGAAAAUCUUUCAGUCAAAACUACAAAAAUAAAUAUAAUGAAAAUGAAAAAAGUGAAGUUUAUUGAACAUUAAUAAAUGUUCCUUUAUUUUAUUUUGUGAUGUAUCAAAAAAACAUUCGUUUUUUUGUUAAAGGGUUUCUCAUAAUCCCUUUUAUGAAGACAAAAAUAUGUGAAUCAAUGCUCAAUUAAUGGGCAUCAUUGACUUUGUUAUAAUAAGACUACAUAUACGUAAGACGUGUACUUACGCCUUCGCUUAAAAUCCCUUUUUUUAAUGGCGAGAGCACAUACAAUCAUGUACAAAUGUAAAUAUGUUAUAUCUAAUUAUUAUUAUUAAAAUAUUGUAAUACG
Ceratosolen solmsi marchali is the source of this 4715-nucleotide messenger RNA. It is a transcript of the gene l(3)mbt, whose product is annotated as lethal (3) malignant brain tumor. Gene Ontology annotation, molecular function: zinc ion binding; histone binding; chromatin binding. NCBI's taxonomy places the organism in Eukaryota, Metazoa, Arthropoda, Insecta, Hymenoptera, Agaonidae. The transcript is spliced from 16 exons. Gene Ontology annotation, cellular component: nucleus. Gene Ontology annotation, biological process: negative regulation of DNA-templated transcription. Bases 486 to 4370 code for a protein of 1294 amino acids. The record is from RefSeq and is a predicted model, not a curated record.